Messenger RNA from Funneliformis geosporum, 1116 nucleotides. Lineage: Eukaryota; Fungi; Glomeromycota; Glomeromycetes; Glomerales; Glomeraceae. The record is from the annotation of a GenBank genome assembly.
AUGGCUAAGCAUAUGCGCGAAAUAGCUGAGUAUUGUAUUAUUGAUGCUCUUAGAAUGAAAGUGAGCAAUCUUUUAAGUCCUAAUGCAUGGCGGAAAGGAAUUUUAACCAGUACAAUUUCAGAGAAAACAAAGACAGAGUCAUUUCUGGGUACCUAUGUCUUUCCACCAAUAAAGGGGCUCGAAAAUAAACAUCCUGUAACUAAUGCAGAACAAAAUGCUCUUAAGGUAUUCAUGAACACAUUUUAUGGUAAGGCUAGAGAUAGCAAGCCUUCUUUCUUUUUAUGUGAACUUGCUAGAGGUGUCACUUCGGCUGGACAGAGAAAUAUCAAACUCGUUGCAGAUUUCGUUAAGAGAAAGGAAUUUGGGAUAAAAUAUGUGAAUACUGAUUCCUUGUAUUUAAUCUGUCCAGAAGAAUACUUCCAGAAGUGUGAUGAGGCUUAUGAUAGUGGUAAUAGGAUCUCAAAAGAAGUAUAUUGGUCUCGAAUAGUGGAAAUCUCUAUAGUGGAAAUGGAAAAACUUCACGUUGAUGUUAAUUUCUUUCUCAAAGAAAAUAAUGGAUCAUCUUAUCUUAAAAUUUCCAGAAAAAAAUGUAUUAUGAAAGAAUCUACGAGGAUAAACAAUACACACACCUUGAAACAGGUUGUAGAGGACGUGUUCAAAGAAACUAUAAGGGAUAUUUCACAGAUAAAUCUUAAUGGAGUGGUUAAAACCGCUGUGUGGAAGCCAAAUAAAAAUAACAAAAGUGGUUUAACUCCUGACCCUUAUCUUUAUCAAAUCCCAGAACCAGGUGAAUGGUUUGAAUAUGUUAUAGUUGAGAAUAAUUCAUCAAAAAGACCAUCAUCUGAAAUUGUGUUGGGGACCUUAAAAAAGUUAAAAGAUAGUAAUAAAGCAGGCAAGAAAUUUCCAUCAUGUAAGCCGAAUUUUUUGCAUAGGAUGCAACUUGAUGGAUAUAACAAAGAGCUGCGACUAGAUGAACAGAGAAUACGCGAUCAGAAGAAGCGAGAUAUUUGUAAGGAGCAAGAUAUAUGUCUUAUCGAAGUAUCGUAUAAAUGUGAUCCAUUUCCUUUCAUUAAACAUAUACUAAUCGAGAAAGGAUUUUUGGAUGAAUUUAGCUGA